Molecule: messenger RNA, 6905 nt
Organism: Echinops telfairi (small Madagascar hedgehog)
Lineage: Eukaryota; Metazoa; Chordata; Mammalia; Afrosoricida; Tenrecidae
Gene: MARF1
Product: meiosis regulator and mRNA stability factor 1
Exons: 24
Coding region: 59-4582 (1507 amino acids)
Biological process (GO): post-transcriptional gene silencing
Cellular component (GO): peroxisome; cytoplasm
Molecular function (GO): RNA nuclease activity; CCR4-NOT complex binding; mRNA base-pairing post-transcriptional repressor activity
Source: RefSeq, a predicted model, not a curated record
GGGGGAAGAAUGAAAGAAAAGAAAGGUGAAAGAAUGUUGAACUGCUUUAUAUGGCUGUAUGAUGGAAGGAAACGAAACUGAGAACCCCUGCAGUGGAACACUGAGAUGGCUUCAACAAGAUAAUGAUGCUAAACCAUGGCUUUGGAAACUCUCUAAUUGCUUUUCUGGUCCUGAACAGACAUUGCCACUUAGUCCCCAAACGAAAGAGUACAUGGAGAACAAGCAAGCUGCUGUGGAAGUAAAGGAUGCACCAUCUCCCCUUCAUGCUGGCUCUAAACUGUUCCCAGCAGUCCCACUUCCAGAUAUCCAUUCUCUUCAGCAACCCAAAAUACAGCUUUCAACUGUCCCCAAAGUAAGCUGCUGUGCUCACUGCACUAAUGAGUCCUCCACAUCGCCAAUGCGUUUUGGUGGUGGUGGUGGUGGUGGUAGCAGAGGUAACGGUGGCUUGAUUCACCCGGGCGCACUGUUAGACUCGCAGAGCACCAGGACAAUCACAUGUCAGGUAGGGUCCAGAUUUGCCUUCCAGUCUGCGUCUUCACUUCAGAAUGCCUGUGCUAGGAACAACAUGGCGGGCCUUGCCGGUGACUUCCCCAGCAUGCAUCUAGAAAGUAACCUCUCUUCCUGCAAACACCUGCCGUGUUGUGGAAAACUCCAUUUCCAAUCAUGUCAUGGUAGCGUGCAGAAGCUGCAUCCGUUUCCAGCUAUCCAGGGCUGCCCCUCCACGACUGGCUAUUUCCCUUGUUCUGACUUCACAAGUGGGGCUCCGGGGCCUCUGGAAGAGCACAUUUCACAGUCGGAACUAACGCCUCACUUGUGCACCAACUCUUUGCACCUAAAUGUGGUACCACCGGUUUGUUUAAAGGGCUCCCUUUACUGCGAAGACUGUUUAAACAAGCCGAAAAGAACCAGUAUACUUGAUGCUGCUAAAGUCUGGCCAAAUAUACCACCUCCAAGUGCACAGUCCGUGCCUGUCACUGUCCCUCUGUGUAAUGGCUGUGGAACCAAAGGAGCACGAAAGGAGGCCACAUUGCUAUUGGCCACUGGUCUAGGCAAAGCGGUUUCGAAAUUUGGGUCAUCAGAAGUUACAAUAGCUGGACAAAUGCUGGAAAACUUACCCCCCAUUGGAGUUUUUUGGGAUAUUGAAAACUGUUCAGUUCCCUCUGGCCGUUCAGCUACUGCUGUUGUACAAAGAAUCCGUGAGAAGUUUUUCAAAGGCCACCGGGAAGCAGAAUUCAUCUGUGUGUGUGACAUCAGUAAAGAAAACAAAGAAGUUAUUCAAGAGCUGAAUAACUGCCAGGUAACUGUGGCCCACAUCAACGCCACUGCAAAGAAUGCUGCUGACGACAAACUCCGACAGAGCCUCCGAAGGUUUGCAAACACACACACUGCUCCCGCUACUGUGGUUCUUGUGUCAACUGAUGUCAAUUUUGCAUUGGAACUUAGUGACCUGAGACACAGGCAUGGUUUCCACAUAAUUUUGGUUCAUAAAAAUCAGGCCUCAGAAGCACUGCUGCAUCACGCUAACGAGCUGAUCCGAUUUGAAGAGUUCAUUUCCGACCUGCCCCCCAGGUUACCACUAAAAAUGCCAUGCCACACACUACUCUAUGUUUAUAACCUACCAGCAAAUAAGGAUGGCAAGAGCAUCAGCAACAGGCUCAGGCGCCUGUCUGAUAAUUGUGGCGGGAAAGUGCUGAGUAUCACAGGCUGCAGUGCAAUUCUCCGCUUCAUUAACCAGGAUAGCGCCGAGCGGGCUCAGAAACGAAUGGAAAAUGAAGAUGUCUUUGGCAAUAGGAUCAUUGUGUCAUUCACUCCAAAAACCAGAGAGAUCUGUGAAAUAAAGAGUUCAAGUGCAACUGCUGACAAAGUGAAGUCUCCCAAAAAAUUCAAGAAUCUCAAAUUGUGCCUCAUCAAAGACACAAGCGAACAACCUCCCGGAGCCAAAGCUACUCCUGGGAAAGGAGGGCAGGCAAACCUUGGUUCUGCUGGGAAAAGUGCAAAUGUUAAGAGUUUACAGGAGCUGUGCCGAAUAGAGCCCAAGGCUGGUAGUAGAAGCAGUGAGCCUCAGCCAGGGAACACAAAACCGGCCGCCCCUGCUCACAGUACUGCAACUGCAGCAGUGCUCCCAGCCAAAAACUCGGGGAGCGCAGAGUCCAGUUACAAGGGCAAUCACAAAAAAGAGAACCUCAGCUCCCGGAGUGGUACCAGCUCUCCCAUAGAGAGGAAAGAGAAAGAGGAGACUAUGUUCCAAGUUAGUUACCCAUCAGCUUUUAGCAAGUUGAUCGUCUCGCGGCAAAUCGGACCCCUGCUCACAUCUCAGACUUGGUCUUCGAGGAGUAUGUCUCCAAGCCUUUCCAACAGAGCGUCCCCACUCCCUCUCAAUGUUGCAAGUUCCAGCAGUAGUGCAGAUUGCCCUGCCCCAUUUGCGAACGGUGCUGAUGUCCAGAUCAGCAACAUAGACUACAGGCUCUCCCGGAAAGAGCUGCAGCAGCUCGUGCAGGACGCCUUCUCCAGGCACGGCAAGGUGAAAAGUGUUGAGCUCAGCCCCCAUACAGAUUAUCAGCUCAAGGCUGUUGUCCAGAUGGAAACCUUACAGGAAGCCAUCAGCGCGGUAAAUAGCCUGCACAGAUACAAAAUUGGCAGCAAAAAGAUCCUGGUGUCACUUGCCACAAGAACUACUAAUAAAUCACUCUCUUUACUGAGUGCUGAGGCCGUAUCUGUUCUCCAGGAUGCUCCCGCCUGCUGUCUGCCUCUUUUCAAAUUUACAGACAUCUAUGAGAAAAAGUUUGGACACAGGUUGAAUGUGUCAGAUCUGUAUAAAUUAACGGACACCGUAGCAAUCCGGGAACAAGGAAUUGGAAGGCUUGUGUGUCUCUUACCCAGCAGCCAAGCCCGACAGAGCCCCUUAGGCUCUUCCCAGUCACAUGACGGCUCCUCAUCGAAUUGCAGCCCCAUUAUAUUCGAAGAGCUAGAAUAUCACGAGCCUGUCUGUCGACAGCACUGCUCCGAUAAGCAGUUCAGUGAACAUGAAUUCGAUCCAGACACUUACAAGAUUCCUUUUGUGAUUCUCUCUUUGAAGACAUUUGCACCCCAAGUUCAUAGUCUUCUCCAGACACAUGAGGGCACUGUGCCCUUAUUGAGCUUUCCAGAUUGCUUUGCCGCAGAGUUUGGCGAGCUCAGAGUGGUGCAGGAAACCCACGGGGGCGUGCCUUUAGAGCACCUCAUCGCCUCCGUCCCCGGAGUGAACAUUGCCACAGCACAGAAUGGUGUCAAAGUAGUUAAAUGGAUUCACAACAAGCCCCCGCCUCCAAAUGCAGACCCUUGGCUUCUGCGUUCCAAAAGUCCUGUGGGGAAUCCCCAGCUGAUCCAGUUCAGUAGGGAAGUGGUUGACUUACUGAAGAAUCAGCCAUCCUGCGUCACACCAGUCAGUAACUUCAUCCCAUCCUACCACCAUCACUUUGCAAAGCAGUGCCGAGUAUCGGACUAUGGCUACUCCAAGUUGAUUGAGUUACUAGAAGCAGUGCCUCACGUGUUGCAGAUUCUUGGAAUGGGGUCCAAACGGGUGCUGACGCUGACCCACAGGGCCCAAGUGAAGCGCUUUACUCAGGAUUUACUAAAGCUUCUCAAGUCCCAAGCCAGCAAACAGGUCAUUGUGAGAGAAUUCUCGCAGGCUUAUCAUUGGUGUUUCUCGAAGGACUGGGAUGUCACCGAGUACGGUGUUUGUGAGCUGAUUGAUAUCCUAGCAGAGAUUCCCGACACCACGGUCUGCUUGUCACAGCAAGAUAACGAAAUGGUGAUUUGCAUUCCCAAGAGAGAACGUACCCAGGAUGAAAUAGAAAGUCCUAAAACACUCGCAUCCUUCUCUCCCCAGGUUGCUGAUAUGGAAUCUGGCAAACAGAUUCAGCUAAUCAACCGAAAGUCUCUGCGCGCUCUCACUGCCCAGCUGCUGGUGCUGUUGAUGUCUUGGGAAGGAACCACGUCCAUCUCUGUUGAUGAGCUCAAGCGGCAUUAUGAGACCACCCACAGCGGUCCUCUCAAUCCCUGUGAAUACGGGUUCAUGACCCUGACUGAGCUUCUGAAGAGUCUGCCUUACUUAGUUGAGGUGGUCUGGAUAAAAGGACAUGGUCACAAGAGAAUUGUAGUGUUAAAAAAUGACAUGAAAAGUCGUUUGAGUUCACUUUGGCUCUCUCCUGCCAAUCUCGAAGGCCAGUUCUCAAGUCAUGAACGUGUGCUGGAGGGGCCCGGCUCUUGCCCAGCCUCGGAGCUCCUGAGCGAGCUUGCAAGGAGUGGCUGCGGUCUCGGUCAGACGGAGCAGGAACUUCUGUUUUCUGUGUUUCCAGAAAUUAGGAUUUUCAACCAAGAAGAGAACCCAGAAAUUUCAGUACCAGUAAAGAACGAGAAGGUGACCUCUGAUUCCAGGUCAGCUAGUGUCUCAGCAGCUGCCCCCGUGCCUCCCCGGCCCUCUGCAGAAGCCCCGGGGUCACUGCCCAGCAAGGACCCUGUGGAAAGCCCAGCCAAAAAGCAACCCAAAAAUAGAGUGAAAUUGGCCGCCAACUUUUCCUUUGCACCUAUAACCAAGCUUUGACACUCGUUUUGAACAUAGCGUUAGAAUGUGAAAACACUGACUGCACACAAGUGGGUUCACACAAACAUGUCCUUUUCCGUUGACGUGAGAGCCCCCGAGAAGCCAGUUGUGCCAUCUUUAGGUGUAUUCUUAAUCUUCCUGUUUCUUUGACACCCCCCAUGGGCCUGAGCUGAAGUUUGGGGAUUUCCCUACAAACACAGUGAUUUGAAAACUUCUGCCAUUUGUUUGAAAAUCCUUAAUCUCAUAUACCAAAUGUUUCUCAAUAAUUCUGGAAUGUAAUAGUGUUCCAUGAAAGGAAAGCAGUCACUAGAAGGAAGUGGGCUUACCUUCAUAAGCCACGGUCACGGUCUAAUCCCACGUAGCUUAAUGUGGUCGACAGCCCUUUGUCUCCUGAUGUUUUCAGACAGUAUUAAUCAAAUGCAUGAUGUGUCCUUGAAUCAAAGCCCGUUCCACGAUCCUACGUGUUUAUACACAGGAGGGGAGGGGAGAGGAGGAGGAGCGGAGAGUGGAUUUUCAGCUCAGAAGACGAAGGUUCCUGGCUUCCGUGCGACUUGUAGUGUGCCCAGUUUUUAUUUAACUACGUCUGUAGUGGACAGAUGUGACUUCAUGACAACCUUUUUAAAUGUUGUCCACUUUCGGGUUCCAUUUAGGAGCUUUCUAGAAAGUAGAUGUUUUAUGCUUCCCAUUUAUGCGAAGUUCCAGGUUGAUAUGGAUCAGGUUAAGGAAAAGGAGAUGGUCUUGGUGUCAUGAACGGAAAGUCAGCAUUUGAGCUGCUGCACACAUCACUGUGUGCCGUGAGGCAGUAUUGAGGAGAGAGAUUGAUUGCCUAAAAUAUGCAUCAAAUGCAUAAACUACAAAUCAGAGCUGAAUGGGAGAGGUGCUUUAAUGGGAACGAGAUCAAUACUGUUUCCACUAGGAAGAGACAAAUUCUAUCAAUGCAUGCGAAAGCCAAGGUUGAUCGACUUAACCUUGUUUUUUGUCAUUUUAAAGCUGAUUCUGGUACCUGGGAAGCUUUGUCUGAGAGAGUGUGUGUAUGUGUGUGUGUGUGUGUGUGUGUGUGUGUGUGUGUGGCUAGCUCAGUAUCUUUUAAUAGUGUGUUUGCACUCCACCAGUUCUCACUGUUGGAAGCAUGCGUGAGCGUUUUGGUGGUGUCUCAUGUCUAUGCCAGUCCUGAGAGAGCACUGUGCAGUGGGGCGACCUUGCUCUUGAAUUGGUGGAGGUGUAUCUGGUGACCAGUGGCCUCAUAGCCCGCCUGGAAAAUCCUGACAUUUACAAUGGGUUGUAUCUGUCGGGAGAAGAGGCAGAGUCACUCUUGGAGCAGAAAGAACCUGCCGUGCAGGUCUCCCACUAGUUAAAGAGUCACUUUGGGGGAAAUGUUUGGAGUGUAAUUUCUAGGAAGCCAGAAAAUGGACUCUAAUUUUAUAGCCAGCAUUUGAAUAAAUGCCACCAAAAUAAAGGCUAUUGAGAGAGUUUUACAAUUUAGAUUUUUGUUCCUCAAAUCUUUUAAAUGAAGCCAGUGAUUCCCAGUGCUCAACACAUGGCCCCCAUCCAAGUGGAAGGGCACCUCAGCCCGAGUGCCCUGACUCUGUGAGUCCUCUACAGACAGUGGUACAGGGAGGAGAAUGCAAGCGGGCAAAUUGUGUUAAAGCUUCCAAACAACUCGAUACAGCCGGUGAUAAGAACAUCAGUUGCCUUCUUCAGAAAGAUUUCACCAGGCAGAUUUGCACGCUGAUACUUAAGUUUUGCUAGCAUGUAACGGAUUGUGGCCUUUCAAGACUUCAAAGGUCUCAUUGCAAGUCACUAGGAACAGCCUCGAAGAGCAGGUUCUGUGGGCUGCAGACACGAAGAUGCUCACCUUCUGUGCUGUGUCGUGAGUGUGGCGGCCGGCCGUGUCACCCACUGGGCUGGCCUGCUGUCAGGACAUUGACGCCUAACAGUCGCUGCUUGGAAAACGCGGAGUGCAGCAGAAGCAUAUUGUACUCAUAAUGGAUUUCGCAAUGGCCAGUACAACUGAUAAUCUAUUUUUUUAUCCAGAGGCUUAACUAAAUGAUGUGAAGAAGUGAUAUAUGAGAAUUAAGACAAUGAAAUUAUUUCUGGGUGGGGAAGAUGUAACUGGAUUAAAUUUGUUUAUUUGGGGAAAAAAAAAAGUAGUUCUCGCUAACCCCUCCCCACCCUUUCCCAUGCACUGUUUGUUUUGUGUUGGGCUUGUGGGGAGAGAUGUCUUUCUUCACUGUCUCCUUUGUUUAAGCACUUUUGUGGUUCAGUGCUGUUUUGUGUGUUGGGACCAAACAGUUGUCAAUAAACUUACCAAGCAAGCAUCUAA